AUGUCUUGGGCAGGAUUCAAGAAAAAUGUCAACAGAGCUACGACGCAGGUGAUGAUGAAGACGGGGCAUGUUGAGAGAACAAAUGAUCGCGACUAUGAGAUUGAGGAACGGCGGUACCGGACCAUGGAGACUGCGGCGAACCGCUUGCAGAAGGAAGCGAAGGGAUAUCUUGAUUCACUACGAGCCAUGACCGCGUCUCAAAUGCGCAUUGCAGAGACCAUCGAUGCAUUCUACGGCGAUGCCGGAACCCGCGACGGCGUAAGCCGAAGCUACAAGCAGGCCGUGGAGGAUCUCGACGCAGAAACCAUCAAGGCCCUCGACGGGCCAUACCGCGCCACCGUCCUUGACCCGAUCUCCCGAUUCUGCGCUUACUUCCCAGAUGUCAACGAAUGUAUCAAGAAGCGAAACCACAAACUCCUCGACUACGACGCGAUGCGCGCAAAGGUCAAGAAGCUCGCUGAGAAGCCCGACAAGGACGUUACCAAGCUUCCACGCACCGAGCGCGAGGCGGAAAUGGCCAAGCAAGCAUACGAGCAGCUGAACGAGCAGCUCUUCAACGAACUUCCUCAGUUGAUCGAUCUGCGCGUGCCAUAUUUGGAUCCCAGCUUCGAAGCCCUCGUCAAAAUUCAAUUGCGGUUCUGUGCUGAGGCGUACUCGCGCAUGGCCCAGGUGCAACAGUACCUCGACGCUGAGACGCGCGACCAGUACGCAAAGGGCGAUCUGGACAACCGGGUCGAAGAAGUGUUGCAGGAGAUUCGCGAUCUGAGCAUCGCAGGCACGGUCUAA
Molecule: messenger RNA, 786 nt
Organism: Penicillium brevicompactum
Lineage: Eukaryota; Fungi; Ascomycota; Eurotiomycetes; Eurotiales; Aspergillaceae
Product: amphiphysin-like protein RVS161
Exons: 6
Coding region: 1-786 (261 amino acids)
Biological process (GO): actin filament organization; plasma membrane tubulation; endocytosis
Cellular component (GO): mating projection tip; Rvs161p-Rvs167p complex; medial cortex
Molecular function (GO): protein binding; lipid binding
Source: RefSeq, a predicted model, not a curated record